Molecule: messenger RNA, 1715 nt
Organism: Drosophila elegans
Lineage: Eukaryota; Metazoa; Arthropoda; Insecta; Diptera; Drosophilidae
Product: glutamate transporter polyphemus
Exons: 6
Coding region: 99-1514 (471 amino acids)
Biological process (GO): amino acid transmembrane transport
Cellular component (GO): vacuolar membrane
Molecular function (GO): amino acid transmembrane transporter activity
Source: RefSeq, a predicted model, not a curated record
CUAAAAUAAAACUCCGUUGUGAAUAACGUCACGUCUAAAUAAUUUGUAUAAUUCAAACAAUUUUCACAUGUUUUAAUAUACAGACAUCAUUUUUCAACAUGGCCGAUAAAGGCGGCUAUAAUCCUUAUGAAAAUCGAAAUGUGGCUAAGCCGAUAUCUGAUUUUGGGGCAUUUGUCUUGCUACUGAAGUGCGUGGUGGGUUCUGGAAGUUUGGCCUUGCCCUUGGCUUUUUACUACGCUGGCAUAGUCAAUGGCGUGGUGUUGCUCUGCUUGGUUUCCUUCAUGCUGAUCCAUGGUAUUCAGUUGCUGGUUUAUAGCAUGGUGGAGUGCUCCAGACGCAUGGAGGUUGGCUAUGCCACCUUCCCGGAAGCGAUGGUCUACUCUUUUGGCCAGGGACCCAAGUGCUUCCGGUAUUGCGCCAAAGCAGGAGGCUGGAUAGUUGAUAUAGUACUGUGUGUUUCGCACUACGGCGUCUGUGUGGUCUACUCGGUCUUUGUGGCAGUCAACUACAAGCAGCUUUUCGACUACUAUGUGGGAGUGUGGGAUCUGCGAGCGUUUGUUGCCGUCAUCGGACUUCUCUUGAUGGCCCCCUUCAUGAUACGCCAGCUGAAGUAUCUGAUACCCUUUAACAUACUGGCCAAUAUCCUCAUAUAUGUCGGAUUUCUAAUGAUGAUGUACUACCUGUUCGUGGAUCUUCCGCCCAUAACGGAACGAGCAAUCUUCUUUGGAGCAGUGGAGAAGUUGCCUUUAUUUUUUGGCAUCGCACUAUUCUCCAUCACUUCGGUUGGAGUGAUGUUGGCCAUCGAAGCCCAGAUGGCCAAGCCGCAACAUUACAUCGGUUGGUUCGGCGUUCUCAAUUUGGCCAUAAUUCUGGUCUUAGUCUCGUAUAUUUUCUUCGGAAUCAUGGGCUAUUGGCGCUACGGGGACCAAACAGCUGACAGUGUCACACUCAACAUUCCCACAAAUGAAGUCGUUGCGCAAGUGUCCAAGGCAUUUAUAGCCACCUCCAUAUUCCUGACUUAUCCACUGUCGGGUUACGUGGUCAUCAACAUUAUAAUGAACCAAUACUGGAACAAGAAGGGCGAGCUGAAGCAUGCGGUGCUGAAGGAGCUGAUCCUCCGGGUUAUUUUCGUCUUGCUCACCACAGUCAAUGGGAUACUUGUCCCCAAUUUGGGUCCUCUGUUGUCGUUGGUCGGUGCCUUUACCAUAUCACUGCUGAAUCUGGUCUUUCCCGCCUUGAUCGAGAUUUGUUUGUACUAUCCGCCGGACUAUAGCUAUGGCAAGCUGAAGUGGAAGCUCGUCAAGGACAUACUUAUCGUAGUCAUUGGCCUAGUGAUCCUAAUCCAGGGCACAAUCUUCUCCAUAAUAGACAUGAUUGAGGAGUAUGGCGGUGGCAGCGAGGAUACAACUACCGAAGAAAUGGUCUCCACCGAAGGCAACACCACCGUGCUUACCACCGCCAUUAAUGUAGCUACAGGUGCACCUGCCGAGGAACCGGCUUUUAGAUAUUUCUAAGCCACAUCGAUUGGAAUACGUAUUUGUAAUAUUUUUGCAAGGUAACAAAUGUGGUUACAGGAAUUUUAGUUUAACAAAUUUUUAAAACUACUUUGGCCAUUUAUGCAUCAAAAUUUAAAGUUAUAUUCUCGGUAACUAUUUUCACAAAGCUUUAUAUGUAACAACUUUGUUUCGAAGAAAUAUAUGUAUAACUAUACAAUA